This is a messenger RNA of Micromonas commoda, 1851 nucleotides long. RefSeq lists its product with no specific name. The coding region runs from base 1 to 1848 and encodes 615 amino acids. The record is from RefSeq and is a predicted model, not a curated record. Gene Ontology annotation, cellular component: replication fork protection complex. Gene Ontology annotation, biological process: DNA replication checkpoint signaling; DNA repair; replication fork arrest. The transcript is spliced from 18 exons. Gene Ontology annotation, molecular function: DNA binding. Lineage: Eukaryota; Viridiplantae; Chlorophyta; Mamiellophyceae; Mamiellales; Mamiellaceae.
AUGUACAGUGCAAUUACCUUCGCCGAGGCCCAUCUCCAGAGUCUCGUCAGUUCCUUGGGCAGACGGCGGGAUUCCCGCUUGCGGGACUCGCCUUACGUUAAGGAUCCGAUGUGCCACGAGACACUCCAGGACAUUUUACGUUUUCUUCGGCACGACCAGUCGCACGAGAGGCCGGUCGCUUUUCUCUUACAUUCAUGGGACUUUCUUCAGACCCAUCUCCUCCCGUUGGUGCUUACUUACCAUGGUUCUGAAAGUUUGAUUCUUGAUUCUGUCAAGUUACUGGUCUUCCUGACUUUGCCUGCUGACGCCAGCGCAAAGAACGUCUCAGAACAGCGACGUUAUCUUUCUCACACGCUCGAAAACCUUUUACAAAGACGAGAAAUUUUCCCAAUAUUAUUUUCUUGCCUCCGCGGACCUCUUGAACGACUUGAGAGCAGCAACCUUCGACUCAAAGAUGACGACGGAAAGACCAUUCAACUAUUCCUGACAUUCAUACGAAACUGCCUCUUAACUGACGAGAGGCACAGACUGUGCACGGACGUAAAAUUCACAUGCCAUGUUAAGGAAAGGAUUAUUCAGAUGCUUUUCGAAACCCACGUGAUUGAUGUGCUGAUCCAAGUCGCAAAGGAUGUCAGAAAGAAACAACUCUCUGAUGACAGUGCUUUGCUUACCGAAAUCUUCCAUUUGAUCUUCCAAUCUUGCACUCCACGUCAACUGUUGCGUGGUUUUGAUGGCUUGGGCUUGAAGGAGAAUCAAAGUGGCCAACGUGACACCUUCGGGAGCGUGCGUCGUUUAUCAGUGCGUCAUAGUCACUUCGGUGGACGAAAUUCAACUUCAAAUGCUUCACCGUCUAUCACGAAUCGUCCUGUGGCGACGUCAAGACAAUACUUCGGAGAGAACAUUUCGUUGGACGAGUCAAGUGUGACUCCCAUUCAAGCCACUACUCUCGAAAGAUUGGUUGAACUUGCUAGAACGCUUGUGAAGGGCGCUCUCAAUGAAGUUUUGUUGGCUUCGUGGAUUUCCAUCAGACAUCGGCAGCAACUUGAAACUGAGAGUGAAGAAAAGGCGCUGCGAGUAAAAAGUUUCCUCUGUCUCUCAUAUUUUUUUGUUUCAUAUACACAAAUCAGCUGCGAAGUUAAUGAGAUGGACGCGCCGAACAGCGCGGGAAUUUCAAAUCUUUUUGACAAAGAGGUAUUCGCCUGGCUCCAAACGACCUGGGCAGAACAUGAGCAGACGAAGAAUGUUUGGGGCGUGGUGCUUGUAUCUGGUUUGGUCAAGGAAAUGUUCGCUAUGAUGACGACAAUCAUGUCAAGGGGAGUGCAAUAUGAUCGAUUUGCAUGUGAGGCAGUACUAUCUGAAAUCUUCGUGAAAUCAAACAGCGACGAUCUCCUGCAGCGUGCUAGCUCAGUCGUCAGAUCGUACCGAACAGGCGAAGCGCCUCUGAUAUAUCUCGCAAACGCUACGGAAGUCAUGCACCUGGGAUACGGCUUAAAACGUCUGAUCGAUCCACGUUUCGUCAUCAAUCUGAAAGAUAUUUUCUAUGAAAAGACUAUUUCUAACCACAUAAGACUUUUGGCGUUUACGAACCUUAAUUCGAAGAGACUAAACGUCAUGCUGUUAAACUACGUCGAUGAAAUCAUGGAACGCGGGAUGGAAAACACGUUGCAUGACGUGAGCAGCUUGGAAACUCUCUUUGCAGCAGCAGGGAACAACGAAAUUUCGGCUUUUCUUGUGCCUAAAGGCGGGAUCUCUGCAGCUAUUGUGAAUUUCAUGAACGGCAUAUACAUGGAUGAACGCGGCGAACACAUGGACUACAAGAGAAGUAAGUUCCUCGGCACUGUCUGCUAGUAA